Molecule: messenger RNA, 515 nt
Organism: Trichobilharzia szidati
Lineage: Eukaryota; Metazoa; Platyhelminthes; Trematoda; Strigeidida; Schistosomatidae
Source: the annotation of a GenBank genome assembly
CUCAUGGAAUGAUCUACUAGCUAAAUGCUGUAGUGACCAAUGCUCAACCUCGUGUAUAUUCACUGACAAUAAGUCUGAAAAAUGUCAACGUAUCAUCAGUCAGUUGGCUGAAGAGCCCUUAAGGGGUAUAAAUAGAUACAAUUUAUAUUCUGAAUGUGCUGGCGAUGCAAGUAUGUCUAUGGCCAUUACAGAAAUAUCCCCUACUACUCGACAAUCCUCUAAACUGUAUAUCCAUCAUGACUUUGGUAAUAUGUUUCGUGAUAAUAUUUAUAUGAAAAAUCGUCGAAAUAUGAAUUCUGCCCUACGUCGUAAUUUGACUACACGUUUAACUAAGUCAUGUGUAGACGAUACAAUGAUACGUAGUUAUUUAAAUUCACCUGUUGUCCGUCGACUUAUCAAUGUAAAACCAGAUGUGCCAAAGGAAUGGGAUAUAUGCAGUGAUGAAGUUAAUCUUAAUUAUAUUCGUACCUAUGAAGAUUUAUCUGACCAGUAUAUGGAACUACUUAAAUCCAGAG